Molecule: messenger RNA, 2591 nt
Organism: Phasianus colchicus (ring-necked pheasant)
Lineage: Eukaryota; Metazoa; Chordata; Aves; Galliformes; Phasianidae
Product: sulfate transporter-like
Biological process (GO): transmembrane transport
Cellular component (GO): membrane
Source: RefSeq, a predicted model, not a curated record
ACUUGCUGUAUUUCAAGAUUCUCAAACUAGAUUUUAAAUGGAAGUACCAUCAAGAAGGGUAAGGUUUUCUGCCCUUUAUCCCUCUGCUGUCCCACUAGUAAAGAGCACAACAGCCUCUGUAGCUCUCUCUGAUGGGGACAUCUGUGUCAGUAUGAAUGCAACGCAAACCAUGGCCUCAGGUUUGUGCUUGAUUGGGUCUGUAACUAAUAACAAAUGGCACCACAAGAAGGUGCUUUUCUGUUCGGUUUGGCUGAGGUUAUUUUCUUUUAUUUGUUAAUUUGUACAAUCCGUGUGAGCCCCAGACAUUAUGCACAUGAAUGCAACUCUUCAUGUCUGCAACUCUAUACCUGCUCUCCUGCUUAGCCUUCCUGGUGCAAUGGAGGACAAGUCAAACCAGACAUCAGGACAGAGCAAAGAUGUGCAGAGCUCCCUAACACCAGGAGAGCCUCCUGUCAACUUUAUGCACAUCAAGCUGGAGGAGAAUGAGCCCAUAGACUUCAGGACCAAGGAUUUUAUCCUGAAAAAAGCCAGAGAGGUCUGCAAAUGCAAUCAUCAGACCAUCAUCACCUUCUUCUGCCAGCUGUUCCCAGUGCUAGACUGGCUUCCCCGUUACAACAUCAAGACGCAGUUGCUUGGGGAUGUCAUAUCUGGGCUCCUGGUGGGGAUAGUCGCCAUCCCUCAGUCCAUCUCAUACUCCCUGUUAGCCAACCAGGAUCCCAUCUAUGGAAUCUACACAAACUUCUUCUGCAGUAUCAUCUAUGUCGCUAUGGCCACUUCACGCCACAACUUCGUGGGAUCCUUCGGUGUCCUCUGCCUGAUGAUUGGGCAGUCUGUGAAUCGGCACCUGCAGCUAGCAGGGUAUGACAACAACACUGGCUCUCUGCUGGUGGGCAAUGCCACCUCCUCCAGUAAUGGGACGGGUACCUGUGACAGGAGCUGCUACGCCAUCACUGUGGCCCUUUCCUUGAGCUUUCUGGUCGGUCUUUACCAGAUCCUGCUGGGGAUUUUACAGCUGGGCUUUGUGUCUGUCUACCUGUCAGAACCUCUCCUCAGUGGCUUUGUGGCUGGCUCCAGCCUCACCAUCAUUACCUCCCAGAUGAAGUACCUCCUUGGACUGAAUAUUCCCCGCCAUGAAGGGGUGGGGUCCUUCAUCCUGACAUGGGUGGAUCUUUUCAGGUACAUCCAAAACACCAAUAUCUGUGACCUGGUCACCAGCCUGGUUGCUUUGGCCAUCAUAAUACCUGUCAAAAUGAUCAACGAUCGGUACAAGGACAAGAUGAAGGCCCCAUUCCCUGUAGAGCUGCUCGUGGUCAUCAUAGCCACAGUAGUAUCUUACUACUUCAACUUUGAAGAGCGAUACAAGUCUUCAGUUUGUGGGGCCAUCCCCACCGGCUUCAGGAAACCCACCCUACCAGAUACAAAGCUGUUUUCCAGCCUGGCAGUCGAUGCUCUGCCUAUUGCUAUUAUAGGCUUUGCUAUGACGGUCUCCCUGGCGGAAAUCUUUGGCAAAAAGCAUGGCUAUGCUGUCCGUGCCAACCAAGAGAUGAUCGCCAUUGGCAUGUGCAACCUGGUCCCAUCUUUCUUCUACUGCUUUGCUAGCUCUGCAGCCUUGACCAAGACUUUGCUGAAGGAGUCCACAGGGACCCAAACGCAGCUCUCUAGCCUGGUCACCUCCCUGGUGCUGCUGCUGGUGUUGCUGUGGAUCGCUCCGCUCUUCUACUCUCUGCAAACUGCCAUCCUGGGGGUGGUCACCAUUGUCAACCUGCGGGGGGGGCUGAGGACAUUUUGUGAAACCCCACGCAUGUGGCAGCUCAGCAAACUGGACACGGUGGUGUGGUGGACAACCAUGCUGGCCUCCACGCUGAUCACCACAGAGAUAGGGCUCCUCGUGGGUGUCUGCUUUGCUCUGCUCUGCGUCAUCUUCCGCACACAGAGACCCAGGGCUGCACUCCUGGGCAAGGUCAGCAACACGGAAAUCUACGAAGACCAGGCUGCUUACAAGCAGCUCAGCAGUAUUGCCAACAUCAAAAUCUUCCGCUUUGAGUCGUCCCUUUACUAUGCCAACAAAGACUAUUUCAAGACUGCUCUCUACCAGAAAACUGGGGUCAAUCCUGUCCUGCUGGCUGCCAGGCAUCACAGGGCAGAGACCCAGGCAAAAGCGGACACAGGCAACAGGAAGAGCAUUUUUAACACCGUGUUUGGUUGCCUGAAAUCUUCCAAGAAACACGUGGAGAAAUCACCCACAGACGCCUGCCUGCCCUCCCUAGAUAUGCACACUUUAGUCAUUGACUGCGGGGCUAUGCAGUUCAUAGAUACCGCGGGUCUCUCCGUGCUGAAAGAGACGCACAGUGACUACCAGGAGCUCGGCGUCCAGGUGCUCCUGGCCAACUGCAACCCCCUCCUCCGCCGCCGGCUGCGGGAUGGAGGCUGGGCUGCUGGGGCACACGGUGGCCAGCCGGCUUUCCACAGCGUGCACCACGCGGUGCAGUUUGCACAGCAGUGGUACCACGAGCAGCAGGAGAGCAAGGAGAGAAGGGAUGCUGCCCUGGACCCUGAGGACCUGAGCGUCCAAGCGUCUCUGUAGAGCUGCA